Seriola dumerili (greater amberjack) is the source of this 1096-nucleotide messenger RNA. RefSeq names its product serine/threonine kinase 19 (gene stk19). The transcript has 7 exons. Gene Ontology annotation, biological process: protein phosphorylation; positive regulation of Ras protein signal transduction. Bases 99 to 866 code for a protein of 255 amino acids. Lineage: Eukaryota; Metazoa; Chordata; Actinopteri; Carangiformes; Carangidae. The record is from RefSeq and is a predicted model, not a curated record. Gene Ontology annotation, molecular function: protein serine/threonine kinase activity.
UGUUUGUUUUUUUUAAUCGGAGCUGUGGACAGUGUGUGGCAUUGAAUGGGACAAAACCAUGUGAAUAGUAAUAUUAGUGGUAUAAGUAGCUACCAGGUAUGAACAGAAAACGGGCUCUGAUUUCGGACACUUUUAAAGUGAAGAAACGACGAAACGGCACAGAGAAGUUUGGAGCUAUCAAUUGUGGAGAUGGGUCAACUGACAUCAGAGCCACCCUGGAGUACCUCACGACGCUGUUCCCCAGAAAGCUCUUCAAUGACGCCUUGCCUCAAAUUGUGCUUAAGCACCAACUCUACAGCAUACACGAUGACAAGACUUUGGUGGACAAGGAAGUGAAUAAACUGCGGGAACAAGCAGAACUGCUGAUGUUCCAGCUUGGGUUUGAUGCUGAAGCUUUCGGGCUGAUUUUUGCUUCAGACUACAAGGCCAAAGUGCUGGCAGGAGAGGAGGGCAAAGUGACACGAGCGACAGUGGAAAAGUUCCUGGAGAAAGUGUUGACUUCCUCUUGCACAGAUUUGAGCUUCAGCAAAGACAAAAUGCUCAGAGAGUUCCUCUUUACAGACUCAGAAAUAACGCAACUGGUGAAGUCAGGGGUCCUGACUGUGAGGGACGCGGGCAGCUGGUGGCUUUCCAUUCCCAACACUGGCAAAUUCACCAAGUACUUUAUACAGGGUCGUAAAGCUGUGCUCAGCAUGGUGAAGAAGUCCAAAUAUAGUGAAGUCUUAAAGGCAGAGCUUGAGGAGCGGCGAACAUCCUCACAAGUGAAAUUCCACAUGAAGUACCACAUCCAUGACAUUGUUGGUGCAGAGCUGGUAGAAAGCAUACCUACAACUUCAGGGACAUUGUUGCGAUUUGUGGAUUCCUGAAGUACUGCGACAAGACUGACAUCCGUUAGGUUGAAAUCAAUGAGUGAUGCAUAACAUGAACAAAGCUUGUGAAAAGUGUUUGUAUGAGGACUGUGUGUAAAUUAAUUUCAGAUUUUGAUUCUGUGCCAAAUGUACUGUAAAAAACCUUGUGGGUUUAUGAAUCGUCAAUUAUGUUGACAUGACCUUAUCAGGUUUUGAUUUAUCUUGUAAUAAAAAGGAUUUGCACACCA